AUGCGGGUCGACACCCAAUAUUUCGAAAGACUCACGGCCCCGCGCAAGACGGAGUGCAGACCUCUCGUCUUCCGCGGUAAACAACCAAACCAAAACACAAAGAAACAGGCUCCGGCAAUCGUCAACCACCAGAGCGCCCACCGCCUCCCGUACUUCGCACACCAGCAGCUGGAUCUCGAGUACUUUCCCCCAGGCAAGUCAUCGGUUGACGGUCCCCUGAAAUGCGGAAAAUUCUUGGGAGAAUUUUUAAGUCUAACAUUAGCAGACGUUGGUCAAGCAGUUGGUGGUCCGAUAGUGGAAGGUGACAGAGACGCGGGCAACCAAGCCUGGGACGACGAUGAUAGUGACGGAGGAGCCGAUCUCGAGUCCGAAGCAGACGAUGACCUGGGUCUGGAGAGUCACAAGCCUAAGCCCAAGCGUCGCCGCGUAUUCGAAUCGGGCAAAAUCACCAAUGCAGCAGACAUCAAGAAGAUGAAGAUCCAAGGAGGUCGCCCCGCCGUUGCCAAAAAGGUCACCGCGGACCUGGAUUCUGAUGACGAGUUGAUUGUGCGCAUGAAAGAGGCUCGAUUUCUCGAGAAGGAUAUCGCGCAAGCUCUCAUCGACCAGGGUCGCACCGCCUACAACCCAAAAACCAUCGGCACCCGCUGGAGGCGCAUCAAGGCCGCCUUGCAAAAGAGACAAGACGAUCUGCUCGACGCAGAUUUAACGGACUGGCAUGAGGGAGAUGAUGAUGUUCUAUUGCAAGCUGUUAUCAAGACCGAAAAGGAAGUCAAGAGGCUCAAAGACGACAUCGAGUCGAAAAAAUGGCGCAUGGUGGCUGAUAAUAUGAAGAGAAUGAAGGCAUGUCCCACCAUUGUCAUGAUAGACGCAAGUUGUACUAACUAUGCGAACGUCCAGCCUGUGGUCAACUUCUCCCAGAAUGCUUGUCGAGACAGAUAUGAUGCUCUUCAACAUGGCUGCGCGAAACCCACGCCAGAAUCGGUCGAGAAUCCAACUCCUGAAAUCCUCGAGCGCAUCAAGUCGCGAAAGGACAAGGAGAGGAAAAUUCGAGAGGGCAACCAAAUUGCUGAGAUGGAGCAGAAGAAUGUGGAGGCUAAUGGCUGGACUUCGAGGAUGCGUACCUAUUUCUAG
This is a messenger RNA of Cladophialophora bantiana CBS 173.52, 1131 nucleotides long. RefSeq lists its product as uncharacterized. Lineage: Eukaryota; Fungi; Ascomycota; Eurotiomycetes; Chaetothyriales; Herpotrichiellaceae. The transcript is spliced from 3 exons. Bases 1 to 1131 code for a protein of 376 amino acids. The record is from RefSeq and is a predicted model, not a curated record.